This is a messenger RNA of Labeo rohita (rohu), 7248 nucleotides long. It is a transcript of the gene elnb, whose product is annotated as elastin b. Gene Ontology annotation, biological process: microtubule-based process. Gene Ontology annotation, molecular function: GTP binding; extracellular matrix structural constituent. NCBI's taxonomy places the organism in Eukaryota, Metazoa, Chordata, Actinopteri, Cypriniformes, Cyprinidae. The transcript has 59 exons. Bases 30 to 6332 code for a protein of 2100 amino acids. The record is from RefSeq and is a predicted model, not a curated record. Gene Ontology annotation, cellular component: microtubule.
AUCCUUCUUGUUCAAGACAUGGGUGUGCAAUGAUUUGCUUUUGGGGGAUAAAACCCACAGUUCGGGACUGGAGAGGGAUAUUACAGAGCAGGAUGGCCUGGAGUAAGGUACCUCUGCUCUUGCAUGGAUUUCUCCUGCUGGGUUUGUGUAAACCCUCCCUUCAAGGAGGAAUUUACAUACCAGCUGGUGCAGGGGGAGGAACUGGAGCUGGAUUAGGGGGUGGUCUUGGAACUGGAGCUGGACUUGGUGCUGGAACAGGUCCAGGAGGUGGAUUUGGUGCUGGAAUCGGAAGUGUUGGGCCAGGAGUUGGUCCUGGAGGAGUUGGAACAGGAUUAGGUCCAGGUGCUGGUCCUGGUGGUCUUGGAAUAGGGCCAGGAACUGGCAUCAGACCUGGAACUGGAGUUGGUGGAAUACCUGGUUUCAAACCAGGAAAGACAGGAGGCUAUGGCAUUGGUCCUGGGGGGCAAGGUGCUGGACUGGGUGCUGGUGGACUUGGGGGCGUUGGGCCUGGUGCUGGAGGUCUUGGGGGAGUCGGGCCUGGUGCUGGAGGUCUUGGGGGAGUCGGGCCUGGUGCUGGAGGUCUUGGGGGAAUUGGGCCUGGUGCUGGAGGGCUUGGUACAGGAGGACUUGGUACUGGUGGAUUAGGCACCAGAGGCCUCGGAACAGGGUCAUUUGUCAAGCCACCUAAAACAGGAGGAUAUGGAGGUCUACCAGGAAUUGGACCAGGUGGUACAGGCGUUGGUCUUGGAUCACUUGGAGUUGGAGGAGUUGGACCUUCUGGCAUUGGUCCAGGAGGCAUUGGACCGGGAGGCAUUAGACCUGGUGGCAUAGGACCUGGUGGCAUUGGACCUGGUGGCAUUGGACCGGGAGGCAUUGGACCUGGUGGCAUAGGACCUGGUGGCAUAGGACCAGGUGGCACUGGUGCCAUAGGAACUGGACCAGGAGGUGUCGUACCUGGAGGGAUUGGAACUGGUAUUGGAACUGGAGGCCUUGGAGCAGGUGCUGGUGGCAAACCCCCUAAACCAGGUUAUGGGGGCAUUCCAGGAACUCUUGGAACUGGUGGACUUGGUGGCCUUGGACUCAGGCCAGGGGGUACUGGCCUUGGGGGUGUAGUACCUGGUGGCUUUGGUGUUGGUCCUGGAGCUAGUGGCAUUGGCACAGGAGUACCUGGACAAGGUUUGGGCACUGGCGUGGGCACUGGUGUUGGAGGAUUUGGUGGAGUUGGUCCAGCAGGUGCUGGAAGAGGUGUGGGAGGAAAACCACCCAAAACAGGUUAUGGAGGUCUUGGUGGUUAUGGCCCAGGAGGUAUAGGACCUGGUGGCAUUGUCCCUGGUGGUGUUGGACCAGGUGGCGUCGGACCAGGUGGCGUCGGACCAGGUGGCACUGGACCAGGUGGCAUUGUCCCUGGUGGUGUUGGACCAGGUGGUGUCGGACCAGGUGGCAUUGUCCCUGGUGGUGUUGGACCAGGUGGCUUCGGACCUGGAGCAGGCAGAAAACCUGGAAAACCAGGUUAUGGUGGGCCUGGGGGUUUUGGUGGUGGACCAUUUGGAACAGGAAGUCUUGGAGCAGGUGCUAUUCCACUUACACCGGGAGGUGCUGGAACAGGCUACCCAUCAGGUGGUGGCUAUGGUGGGCCCGGAGGUCUUUAUCCUGGAGCUGGAACAACUGGUCAGAAACCACCAAAACCAGGAUAUGGACCUGGAGGUGCAGGAAUUGGUCCAGGUGGCACAGGACUUGGACCCAGUGGUGCAGGAGUUUUGCCUGGAGGUGUAGGAAUUGGACCAGGUGGCACAGGAAUUGGACCAGGUGGUGCAGGAAUUGGACCAGGUGGCACAGGAAUUAGACCAGGUGGUGCAGGAAUUGGUCCAGGUGGUACAGGGAUUGGUCCAGGUGGUGCAGGGAUUGGUCCAGGUGGCGCAGGGAUUGGUCCAGGUGGCGCAGGGACUGGUCCAGGUGGCACAGGAAUUGGACCAGGUGGCACUGGAACUGGAAUUGGAGGAGCAGGAGUUGCACCUGGUGGAGCACCUUUUCUCCCUCAAACUGGCACACCAGGAACUGGGACAAGCAUUGGGGGCAAAGUCGGAAAGGCUGGGAAGGCACCAGUGCCAGGUAUUGGGAUUCCUGGGCUAUAUCAAGGGGGUAUAGUUCCUGGACAAGGUUUUGGCGGUAGAGGCAUUCUGCCAGGUGUAGCCACAGGAUCUCAAACUGGGCAGCUUGGUCAAGGUGCACUUGGAGCCAAUGGAGGCCGCGGAGGAUUUGGUCAACAAAUACCAGGCGUGUUCCGUGGAUAUCCUCUUAUAUCACCAAAGUCUGGAGGUACAGGCGCUGCAAAGUCUCAGGCUAAAGCUGCCAAGUAUGGGGCCGGUGGUGUUCCUGGUCUCGGUGGUGGGCUUGGUGUAGGAGGUAUACCUGGUGCAGGUGGUGUUCCAGGCAUAGGUGGCGUACCUGGUGCAGGUGGUGUUCCAGGCAUAGGUGGCGUACCUGGUGCAGGCGGUGUGCCAGGCAUAGGUGGCGUACCUGGUGCAGGCGGUGUGCCAGGAAUAGGUGGUGUUCCAGGUGCAGCUGGUGUUCCAGGUGUUGGAGUCAUUCCUGGAGCUGGCGGUGCAACUCCUGGUGUCCUAUAUCCGGGAGCUGGUGGUGCCUAUCCAGGGGGAACUGGGGCAAAAGCUCGAAAGUAUGCUUCUGGGAUAGGAACUGGGGGACUUCCUGGUUCUGGUUUGGGAGUGGGUGGUCUUGGAACUGGAGGACUUCCUGGUUCUGGUUUAGGAGUUGGUGGUCUUGGAACUGGAGGACUUCCUGGUUCUGGUUUGGGAGUUGGUGGUCUUGGAACUGGAGGACUUCCUGGUUCUGGUUUGGGAGUGGGUGGCCUUGGAGCUGGAGGACUUCCUGGUUCUGGUUUGGGAGUGGGUGGCCUUGGAGCUGGAGGACUUCCUGGUUCUGGAAUUAGUCCUGAAGCAUAUGCUGCAGCCAAAGCAAGAAAAUAUGCUCAGCUUACUGGAAGAUUGCCAGGUGGAACAGCCGGUGUGUCUGGUGCUGGACUUGGUGGACAACCUGGAGGUGGACUUGGAGUUGGAGGGCUACCUGGAGGCGGACUUGGAGUUGGAGGGCUACCAGGAGGCGGACUUGGAGUUGGAGGGCUACCUGGAGGUGGACUUGGAGUUGGAGGGCUACCAGGAGGUGGACUUGGAGUUGGAGGGCUACCAGGAGGCGGACUUGGAGUUGGAGGGCUACCUGGAGGCGGACUUGGAGUUGGAGGGCUACCAGGAGGCGGACUUGGUGGAUUACCUGGUGGAGGAGCUGGUGGACUGCCAGGUGGUGGAGUUGGUGGUCUUCCUAGCGGUGGUGCUGGAGGACUCCCCGGCUCUGGAACUGGAUAUGCUGAGGCAAAAGCUCGUAAAUAUGGUCUGCUUGGUGGAGGUGCUGGUUUAGGCCCAGGCACUGGAUUAGCUGGAGGUAUUCCAGGUGUAUUACCAGGCACUGGUGUCAGACCAGGUGGGGCAGGGGUUAUUCCAGGAACUGGGGCUGGACAAGGACUUGUCCCUGGUGUGGGUUAUGGUCCAGGAGGUGUACCCGGUGGUGGCCUUGGACCUGGUAGUGUCCCUGGAACUGGAUUUGGACCUGGAGGAUAUGCUGGGGCCAAAGCUCGCAAAUAUGGGCUUACUGGUGGAGCUGGUGGAACAGGAUUGCCUGGAGGAUUAGGAGGGUCACUUGGUGGUGGAACAGUGCCAGGUGUUGGAGGUGCUGGAGGAACACCAGGUGGAGGAAUUGGACCUGGGGGAGCACCAAUUGGCGGUUAUGGACCAGGAGGGGUACCUGCAGGUGGUUACGGACCUGGAGGGGUACCUGCAGGUGGUUAUGGGCCGGGAGGAGUACCUGCUGGAGGAUAUGGACCUGGCUCUGGAGUAUAUCCAGGAGGAUCAAAGGCCCUGAAAUAUGGACUUGGUCUGCAAGGUCAGGUAGGAACCGGUCCAGCAGGAGGAUUGGGCACGGGGGCAGGGUCAGUUGGUGGUUAUGGUCCAGGGACUGUAGGAGGUCCCGGGUCUGGAUUUGCUGGAUCAGGACUUCCUGGUAGUGCUGUCGGAGCAGGAAGCAGAGGAGGGCUAGUGCCUGGGUAUGGAACAGGUGCUGGAGGAUAUAGACCUGGAUCAAAAGCAGCUAAAUAUGGUUUACCUGGAUCUGGAGGUGUCUUGGGAGCAGGAGCAGGAGCUGUACCAGGAGCUGGAACAGGAUUGGCAGGAGGUUCAGGUGUUCUGCCUGGAGGCCUUGGGACCGGUCUUGGAUAUGGAGGGUAUGCAGGAGGACAAAAACCACCUAAAUAUGGACUACCAGCUGGUGGGGUCGGAACUGUGUUGGGUGGAUCGGUACCAGCAACAGGUGGAACUGGGGCCACAGGAACUGGAAUUGGAACUGGUGGUGUAGGUGUGGCUGGAGGUACACCAGAUUCAGGAACCAAGCCAGACAAAUAUGGCAUCAUAGGAGGAACACCAGUUCCAGGUAGUACAGCUGCUACCGGCACAGAUCGUGGAGCAGGACCUAAACCUGGAGUUGAUGGAGUGGUAGGCAGUCCUGAUGGUUCAACUCGUGGUGCUGGAGAAGGUGGUACAAAAGCUCCCAAGACUGAAUCUGGCGGACCAAUAGAGGGAUCAGGUGUUACUGGUGGGUCCAUUGAUGUUGAUGGACUUGAUGGGGUUGCUGGAACAGGAAUACCCAUCUUAGCUGGAGAAAAACCAGGUGUGACUGGAACUGUACCAGGUGGAACUGGAGUGCCACGACCAGAGAGUGAUAUUGAAACACUACCAGGCGCAAAACCAAUAAAACCCCCAGGUGUUGGAGGUGGAGCCAUUGCUGGACGUGGAGAUACUCCAGGCACUAUUGAAGGAGGACCUGGAAGUGUAGGUGGUGGACAAGGUGGAGUUGGUGGAGGACCAGGAGGAGUUGGUGGAGGACCAGGAGGAGUUGGUGGAGGACCAGGUGGAGUUGGCGGUGGACCAGGAGGAGUUGGUGGAGGACCAGGUGGAGUUGGCGGUGGACCAGGAGGAGUUGGUGGAGGACCAGGUGGAGUUGGUGGAGGACCAGGAGGAGUUGGUGGUGGACCAGGAGGAGUUGGUGGUGGACCAGGAGGAGUUGGAGGAGUUCCAGGAGGAGUUGGAGGAGUUCCAGGCGGAGUUGGUGGAGGUCCAGGCGGAGUUGGUGGAGGUCCAGGAGGAGUAGGAGGAGGUCCAGGAGGAAUUGGGGGUGGAGUUAAACCCCCCAAAGUUUACACUGGUACAGGUGGAACUGGAGCUCUUGGAGUUGGAGGUGUAGGUGGAACAGGUCCAGCUGGAGCAGGAGGAGUUGGACUUCUGCCUGGAGGCGGUGGUUUGCUACCAGGAGGUUAUGGAGGAGCUGGAGGUUUAGGAGCUGGUGGGCUCCAACCUGGGACUGGCCUCAGGUUCCCCAGUGGGGCUGCAGUGGGCAGCAAACAAGGAAAAGUUUACGGGGCAGCUGGCACACUUGGUGGGCUUGGAGGCCCAGGCGGAUAUGGAACAGGACCCGGUGGUUUUGGAGGUGGUCCAGGUGGUUACGGUGGUGGCCCGGGCGGUUAUGGUGGUGGCCCAGGUGGUGCUGGUGGACUUGGAGGGCCUGGAAUUGGUGGGCUUGGUUAUGGUCCUGGCGGAGUAAAACCACCUAAAAGCUAUGGAGGAGCUGGAACAUUGGGUGGGGCUGGAAGAGGAGGACUUGGUGUUGGUCUAGGAGUUGGACCAGGAGGAGCUGGAGGUCUUGGUGGUGGUCUAGGAGUUGGACCAGGAGGAGCUGGAGGUCUUGGUGGCGGUCUAGGAGUAGGACCAGGAGGAGCUGGAGGUCUUGGUGGUGGUCUAGGAGUAGGACCAGGAGGUGCUGGAGGCAUUGGUGGCGGUCUAGGACUUGGACCAGGAGGUGUUGGUGGAGGUCUUGGAGGAGCUGGAGGACUGGGUGGAGGUUUAGGUGCCAGAUAUCCAGGUGUUGGCCUGGGAGCUGGAGCUGGGAAACCUGGGAAAACAGGGUAUGGAGGUUUAGGUGCAGCUGGAGGCGUGGGAGGUCUUGGAGGAGCUGGUCGAGGGCCAGGAGGUCUAGGAGUAGGUGCUGGAAGUCCAGUAGGAACUGGUGGAGGCUUUGGCACGGGUGCACUGGGUGGUCAAGGCUAUCAGCCAGGUUAUGGUGGCACUGGUGCAGGAGGACCUGGAAGUGCUCCACUUACACCUCAGCAAUCAAAAGCAGCCAAAUAUGCAGCUCUUCAAGGCUUUCUAGGUGCAGGAGGCUACAGAGGGGGCGCAGGAUGCCAAGGCAAAUACUGCGGAAGGAGGAGGAAGUGAGAAACCAGCUGAUAAAAGUGACCUCAUAAACAGUGGUGCUACUGCCUGAUCUCAAAUGCACUUUUUUACAGUUUAAAAGUGCCUCAUGCAAUAUGUGAGAGAUUUAGACUUACACUAAAGAAUUUUUCAGCCUUAUGAUUAGAUGAUAUGAACCUCACAAGGCACUCUUUGCACUGCCUAAACUCCCUUUACUUUACUUAUGUCACUAUACAUUUUCUAAAAGUUUGCUAACAUGGAUGCUUGAUUUUUUUUUUUUUUACAUUUUAUUUUCAGCCAUUAAUGUUCCAUUUCAAAAAUCCUGCAGUUCCAGAUGUGCAUCUCUUACGAUUUUGCUGCAGUUGCUCGCUUACACUUAGAGUGUAUUUAGACACAUGCAAUCUGGGGACGUGUCGCUGCUAUUUCAGGACGAACUGUGACAGUGGGGGAAGCAGCGUCAUUAGGCUUCAUGUUCUGGCCAUCUAUCGUAAAGUAAAGGGAGCCUGUUUUCUUUCUAGCUAUAUGCAUAUGAGUUCAUGAAUCCAUAUUUUGUCUUUUCCAGCAUCUUCAUUCUUUCAAAGUGUAGUCACAUAAAGGAACGGGAUCUAGGCUUACCAAUUUUAGUCUUAUAAGAACAAAAUGCUUGUCGUAACUGCAGUAGACAGCAUCUAAGUACUGAGGAUUAUAAGCUGUCUUUAAAGAUACCUCAGGAACUUGAAGCGGUUUCUUUUCUAGUAUCCUGACCCUAGUAAAACCUUGUUUUUGUAUGUUUGUUGUAACUCUUUUUAAAUUAAAAUGUUGGGUUUUUAAGGUUAUCUAUGCAUUUAACCUAACUCGUUUUGGGGUUUGUAAGCAUUGUGUGUUGUGAAUGUUGUAUCUGUGUUUGUAUAACUAUUCAAAUGUGACAUGAAAGUAUGAUAAACGCAGUUCAUCUAGUGAA